Messenger RNA from Symbiodinium sp. CCMP2592, 3567 nucleotides. NCBI's taxonomy places the organism in Eukaryota, Dinophyceae, Suessiales, Symbiodiniaceae. The record is from the annotation of a GenBank genome assembly.
AUGGGCACUCCUAGCGGUGCAUGUCCCUACGGCGGGCGGCUGCUCCCGAACCUCCGCGGAGGUUGUUUCCUCAUCUUUCUCUUUGCUUCUCUUGCUUGCCGCAGCUUCGUUGGCAGCUACCCUGCUUUACCUGCAGUCAACGCUCGAUCUCGGUUGGCGGAGACAGCUCGCCCUGCAGCGACGCUGUUGGAGCCGCCAAGUGCGCCCCCACGUGAGGACGAGCGAAGUGGCGACUCCGCAUCGGUUCUUCAGUGCGAGGUGACGGCCGACUUCCGUGGCGAUGCCUUUGUGAGAGGCGGCACACGCCCUGGGUCAGAGGUGUGGCUCUUUAGGCGAGUCUACACGAACGAGUUUUCCCAUCUGCUGCGAAAGAUGGGCUAUCACCUCCCGAUGAUCUUCCAGAAUGUCUCCGUGUCGUGUGCGGAGAUGUCAUUGGGUGAGCUCUGGCGACAGACCUGCCAGGACUGUAUCCGCCACCUCACCGCCGAUGCCUACGGAGAGCUAGGCAUGAUCGUUCCGGCCCACCCAGAUCCAGAUUUGCGGGGCCGAAACGACGCGCAGACUACAGCGCUUCAUCCCCUGAUUCGGGGCUUUUCUGCCGCACCCGCCUGCGCAGUUUGUAUUCUCCUCGAUCUGGUAAGCGUGCCACACUUGGAAGAAGAGCUUCAGCGACGUCAAGACUUCGAGGAUGUCGACAUGAGCCAAGUCGAGGUGGUCCAGGGCAGAUACUGGAAGCUGUUCUUGAACUUCAGAGGCCUCGUGCAACUGAGAUUGGUUCCGAACCAUCUUCCCGACAGCCUUCCUGCCUGGAAUGACUGGGCUCGCGGCGCACGGAAGGAUCCUGCUUGGCUUUCCCAGUGUACUGCACCCACUGUUGUGAACCUUCCCCAGCCUCCACCACCGGAGGUCUCAGCAGAGGUGGCAGACGAUGGAGCUUCGCUGGUGGUUCUCCUUCUCUGGACUUUGGAUGCGCGUCUCCUGCCCUGGCUCCAAGAUGGACCCAGACUGCGCUGGCAGUACAGCUGGCGCAUCCUAGCCUCGUCCGAAGAGGAGGGUGAGCAGAACUGGCGGCAGAGUGGCUGCUACCAUUGCAUCCCCGAGGAAGAGACCAGGGUUCGCUCGCCACCUCUUCGCGAGGAUUGGGAUUGCCAGCGAGUCGAAGUUCGCGUGCGUUACAGCCUUGCAUCGGUCUGGAGCAGUUGGAGUUUCUCGGUGAGCUGCGAUGUGCGCCUUCCCGUGCAGGAGUCACCACUGCUUCGGAUCGUGCCCAGCAGAUCCAACUUCACAGAAGCUGAUGCGACCUGGGAGGCCCUCGUCAGUCCGGCGAAGGUGAAGGCAUGGCAGUACCGCAUCGAGCUAGAACAGGACGGGCAAUGGCGCUUGGUCUACGCUGCAGAGCACGCAAACCAGGCCGAUACCUUGUCCUGUUCCUUGCGGCAGUUGGUGCCGGGACAAAGCUACACCGUGCGCCUUCUUUGCCGACGGUGGCGAAUUGACGACGUCUGGCAAGAGAGUCGUCAGGAGUUUCGGAUGCCACUUUCUGGUGUCGAGACUGGCGUCCCGCCGCUCCGAGCUGUGCCAGAAGUGCUGCUGGCGAAGAUCGCACCGGAACCUCGGGCAGAUGAGACGCAGAUUUGGUACUCUUUCUGGGUGUCGCCCAUCUCGGCCAGCUGGCCUCCAGAAAGCAGUUUCGUUGAGUGGAGGCCGACAUGCGAGCCUGAUGCCGCAUGGCACAUCACGCCAAGCCAGCAAGUCGCUUUGAAGGCAGACUUGGAGAAGGACGAGACCUUUGCGCACGGUGGUGGUCUGAAAGUGCUGUUACCAACAGACAUCGGCCAGCUGCAUGUGCGGCAGUGCCACGUCUCUGGCAUUGUAGGCUCACGCACAUGGGUGAUGCCUGCAUUUCGUCCUCCACGGCCUCCAACCGUGCAGCUCUGCCCCAAGGACACUGCGAUAUCCCUUCGGCUGUGUGCUGAAAUUCUGGGCGAAGAUCACAGACACGCCAGCUUUGUGCAGUUCCAGGUGUCCGGCGCCGGGGAGGCGGCAGCCGCGUCCCAGGAACUUCCUUUGCUCGUACUCGACUUUCCCGAGGGUGCUGCGAGCAGCGAGCACGUCCAUCUACUGGAUGUCGAGGAGUUGGCCAGCAACGUCGCCUUGCACCAGAAGGUUGUCUUUCAAGUGCGCGUCGGCGAUAUGGCGACGAAGUCAGCUUGGUCUGCUCCUUCCGCGCCCCUGGCUCUCUGCUUGACCUCACCGCGGCCAGCCUGCCAGGACAUCUCAGUGAAGCAGCUGGACCGACACUCUAUCGAGGUGAGCUGGCCAAGAUUCAUAGCUGCCGAAGGACUUGCUGAGGUGGACUACUACGUCAAGGCGGUGUGCUGCCCGAUGCCUGAGGACACAAUGCAGCGAUACCUCCCGCAUGCUGCGGCGGCAGAGAGCAGUGAGAAUGGAGGAUGGUGCCGAGUGGUUCUGCGAAAACUUGUCCCAGAGCUGCCGCACAUCAUCACGGUCACCGGCGCUUAUCCACAUCUCAGCCGCUUCUGUUCGCAGGAGAACGGCGAGGCUCCGGAAGAGUGUCAACUGGAGGCGCACUUCACGCUGGCGGGCGUUGAUCCGCUUGACUUCCCCCUGGUGUUUCCCGUGCGGCAAGUGGCGCCUCCGCAGCUUCAUGGCGGCGCAGACAAGCGCUUUCCCUUCAGUUUGCAGUUUUGGCUGGAGGUGGAUCAGCGGUCGUCCCUCCGCCCAGGCUCUGAGGCGGAAUAUGUGACGGAGUGGCGGCCGCACACGACACAAAUGGACUUGGUUCCGCCAGAAAUGGACGACGAAGGAGCAUGGCAACCUGUCGUGUUGGAGCCUGCUGGCCUCCAUGCGCCGCCUUGUGGUGAGGGCUUGACGAUUUGCACUUGGGAUUUGCCUGAGCUACCGGAGAUCCCAGAAUUGGUACAGCUGCGACUACGCCUUCUGCGUGACGACACACGCGCGCCUGGAGUCAGGGCUUGGGUUUCGCAGAUCUCUGAGCCCUAUGCCACUGCUUUCCUUCCUCCACCGAAGCCCCGAGUUUCUGUGAGCUCUGCACGACAUGGAGUCCAGAUCCAUGUGACGUUCGCGCUCCGUACGUCUUCGGAGAUCGACUCCGAAGAAGCUUUUCGGGGAGAGGUGGUGCCAGGCCUCCCCCUGGCGCCGGGAUUCGGCCAUCGCUGGGCCCGGCGCUUCCAAGUGGCCCAUCGCCUCGCCGGGGAUCGGCACGACAAGGACGAUUUGCAAGAGUUCGAGGCAACAGAUCUGCAGGAGGCAGAGGCCAGCUUUGAUGUGGACCGGCCCGGCAUCUGCUGGUACUCCAUCACGCUGCCUGCAGUGGAACCUCGUUGGAGACGACUGGCGCUGGUCGCCGUGGAGUGUGGUCAGCAAGCCUACACAGGUGCGAACUCCACCCUUAGAGCUCCGAGAGGGCAGCGAAUUCGUCGUGAAAGCCCGGCCACCGGACAAGGUCGAGGUGACACUGCCCCGUCUUCUAGAGGACUCCGAAUCGGUGGAAUACUCGGUCGGCAUGACGCCUCUGGGGCCUAA